GAUAACUAUUUAGGCGCGGAUCUGUGCAACCCCUCUCGGAGCGUGCGGGAGAAUGCACCGCAAUUAGAAAAUCAGCGUGCGGCCGUGCGUCUCGGCCACCAUACCUUGAGCUUACGGGAGCUCGCAGCGGACAAAAUCUCGCGCGCUUUUCCGAGGACUGUCUAACCUUGGAGUGAGGCAAGAAUUCGGAGAAGCGGGCAAACCAGGUCCAAGGCGGGGAGCGCCUCGGUUAGAAUGAGGGAAAUAAAGAGGAUAUUCUUUGGGGGAUGAUGGGUGAGGACCUACCGCAUGAGAAGGGUAGCGACGGCCGAAGACACUGAGGGACUGGCGGGUUCACGCUAAGGGAAGCUUGGACGAUACCAUCUAGAGAAGGGGGUUGGGGUGAUACCAUCUUAAGGGUGCGAGGGGGGUGGCAAAGAACAGAUUUGGAAGGUGCUACUUGGAGGAGGCAGGGCGCACGUGGGAACCCAAAGGGACUGGACGGUCGCCCACAUCGCCACUACCCUUACCCAGCCGUCCCGAUCCAGCCAUGAGCGGUGUGGUGCGGACCGAGCCGCUGCGCGAGGAGCUGCCUCUGCUGGUGUGCGGCGACCCCUACUCCGUGGUGGUCCUGCUGCAGGGCUACGCGGAGCCCGAGGGGGUCGACGACGCGGUACGCGCUGACGGCUCCGUGACGCUUGUGCUGCCUCGGACCUGGGGCUCAGCCUCCAGCCACCGAGAGUCCCCUCCCGAGGGCGGCGGGGCGAAGACCGCCCUGGAGGAGGCGGCCCGUGGCCCCAUCCUCGUGGACACUGGAGGUCCCUGGGCUCGGGAGGCGCUCCUGGGGGCCCUGGCGAGGCAGGGCGUGGCCCCCGGAGACGUGACUCUAGUGGUGGGCACCCACGGACACUCGGAUCACAUCGGGAACCUGGGGCUUUUUCCCGGGGCGGCUCUGCUGGUCUCGCACGACUUCUGCCUCCCCGGGGGCCGCUACCUCCCCCACGGGCUAGGUGAGGAGCGGCCUCUGCAGCUGGGCCCGGGGCUCGAGGUGUGGGCCACGCCGGGCCAUGGGGGCCAGCGGGACGUGAGCGUGGUGGUGGCGGGCACGGUCCUGGGCACCGUGGUGGUGGCGGGCGAUGUGUUUGAACGCAACGGAGACGAGGACUCAUGGCAAGCGCUGAGCGAAGACCCAGUGGCCCAGGAGCGGAGCCGGAAGAGGAUCUUAGGCACUGCGGACGUGGUCGUGCCUGGUCACGGAGCCGCCUUUAGGGUGGUCAGGGAAGCCCCGCAGCCAAGGAACUGAUGUCCAGAAGACCGGAGGACCCAGUCAGCCGAGUCAGAGGAAUCAGGGGUGAUCGCUUCCAGCCCUUCCAAGAGUCCGGUUUUCCAGCGAGGACAGUCAUGGAUAUCACUGGUUCUGCAACCAAACUUGGACCAAGGACAAGGACCAGCCAUGUGCCAUCUCUUGGGGCCCCCGUAAAAUGGGAAAAUAAAAAUAGGAAACUGCAUGGAAAAAUCAUAAAGCCCUAAGUAAAUAUGAAUCCUUACUAGUGAUAAUCAUGCAAAUUUGGUAAUUAGCAACGGUAACGGUGGGGGGGCACUUUGGCCAAUUGCUUAUUUCUCAUAAGAUGGAGGCUUGCGCAGAGAAGGUGCAGGGUGUGGAAGUAACACCUUAGUCAUCUGACUUUCAUCCAUUUGUUCAUUCUAGAAAUAUUUAACACCUGCAAUGAUUCAAGCACUGCCCUAGAUCAUGGGGCUGCAACAGUGAGCAACUCAGCUAGACAAACUCCCAGUUCCUUAUGGAGAUUACAUUCUAGAGAGACAGAAAGACAACUAAUAAUAGUAAAUCAAAUAAUUACAGAUUGUGUUUAGUGAUAUGAAAGAAAAGGAGGGCAAGAAGGGAGUAGAGUGCCUGGAUGGAAAGGUGGCCUCUUUCAUUUAAGGUGGUCAGGAAAAGCCUCUGAGUAGAUGCUGUUUAAAUCAGGGAACUGAAUGAGAAGAAA
This is a messenger RNA of Ailuropoda melanoleuca (giant panda), 1982 nucleotides long. It is a transcript of the gene MBLAC1, whose product is annotated as metallo-beta-lactamase domain containing 1. The coding region runs from base 530 to 1282 and encodes 250 amino acids. The transcript has a single exon. The record is from RefSeq and is a predicted model, not a curated record. NCBI's taxonomy places the organism in Eukaryota, Metazoa, Chordata, Mammalia, Carnivora, Ursidae.